AGGAGCAGGGUCAAACACCCCUUGAGCCUCCUAAAUGGCUGCAGCAGAGCUGAUGCCACCCGUGCUGCCCAUACCUAUCUCCUCGCUGUGCCCUGAGGCACCAGCUGUGCACCAACAGUCACUUAUGCUGUGCCCUGGCUUUCAUGGGAGGAGAGUUGUCCUCUCGGACGUUUUUGCAGGCAGGUGGGACAGUGGGAGAGGUGUUCACUUACUCCGUGCCGAUCUACUUCUCUUAGCAGAGAUCUGUUUAGAGACGAGAGAAGCUCUUGCAGUGCCAAAGCUUCCUGAGAACAGUACUGUGGGGAGCCUCUGCAGGCAACGGGCAGAUGUUUGGAGGGGCAGACCCUGGGAGAGGAGAGAUCCCAGAUGGCCGUGGAUCUGCACCAUUUCUUUUCCUGCUAUUAGAAGGACAGCACCAUUCUGAAAAAUCAUCUUUUCUUGUAGCCUAGUAGCUUGCCAGCAAUGGUUGCCACCACCAAAAGCAAAAACUUGCUUCCUUCUUAUUUCAGUUUGUCCUCUUCCCGCAUCCAAGACUUCUGCGUGUUUUGUGGCUUUCAUUGCACGGUCUGUAAAACCAGACCUUGGUAAGCAGCAACAGGGGAGAAGAAAAACCCUUAUAAAAUAUCUUGUCAAGUAUUUGAUCCCAGUCUCAUCCCCCUCCAGCCCUAAGUCUGUUCCCUGUACCUGCCGCAGUGGGAGCUCCAGCCUGGCUGAGCUGCUGGGUGUUCUGUGUAACACUGUGCUUAGAGGAUGGGCUUCCAGAAGCAGGAGUGUUUUGAGAUGAGUCAGUUAAAAAUAAUGGAACCGAUAGCGGCUUUUAAGGACUUGUUUUGGACUAAGCAGUGAAAGCGCACACAUGCUCUCAGCACCUUGCUGCCAGCCAGAAUCGGUGGGAUGGAUUACAGAGUCCCCGGCGCCGUCAGCAAUGGCGAAACGGUGCCCGCACACCCUAGCAUGGAAAAGGAGAAGGAGGAGGACCAGACCCUGGAGCGAGGGCAGUGGAACAACAAGCUGGAGUACGUCCUGUCUGUGGCUGGGGAGAUCAUCGGCCUGGGAAAUGUCUGGCGCUUCCCCUACCUCUGCUACAAGAACGGUGGAGGUGCCUUCUUCAUCCCCUACCUCAUCUUCCUCUUCACCUGUGGGAUCCCUGUCUUCUUCCUGGAGACGGCGCUGGGGCAGUACACCAGCCAGGGAGGGGUGACAGCUUGGAGGAAGAUCUGUCCCAUCUUUGAAGGAAUUGGCUACGCCUCGCAGGUCAUCGUCGUACUGCUGAACUUCUACUACAUCAUUGUCCUGGCCUGGGCCUUGUUUUAUCUCUUCAGUUCGUUCACCAUAGACCUCCCCUGGGGCAGCUGCGACCACGAGUGGAACACAGGGAACUGCGUGGAGCUCCAGAAGGCAAACUCGACGCUCAACGUGACCAGCGAAAAUGCCACCUCCCCUGUCAUCGAGUUCUGGGAGAGGAGAGUACUGAAGAUAUCUGAUGGCAUCCAGCACCUGGGCAGCCUACGCUGGGAGCUGGCUCUGUGUCUCCUGCUGGCGUGGAUCAUCUGUUACUUCUGCAUCUGGAAAGGGGUCAAGUCCACAGGCAAGGUGGUGUAUUUCACGGCCACGUUCCCAUACCUCAUGCUGGUCGUCCUGCUGAUCAGGGGAGUCUCCCUGCCUGGGGCGUCCCAGGGAAUCCUGUUUUACCUUUAUCCAGACCUCAGUCGCCUUGGGGACCCCCAGGUCUGGAUGGAUGCAGGCACUCAAAUCUUCUUUUCCUAUGCAAUUUGUCUGGGAUGCCUGACAGCUCUGGGCAGCUAUAACAAAUACCAUAACAACUGCUACAGGGACUGUGUGGCCCUCUGCUUCCUCAACAGCGGCACUAGCUUCGUGGCCGGCUUUGCCAUCUUCUCCAUCCUGGGCUUCAUGGCGGGGGAGCAGGGCGUGCCCAUCGCCGAGGUGGCCGAGUCGGGGCCUGGCCUGGCAUUCAUCGCCUACCCUCGGGCUGUGGUCAUGCUGCCUUUCUCCCCGCUCUGGGCAUGCUUCUUCUUCCUGAUGGUUGUUUUGCUGGGACUGGACAGCCAGUUUGUCUGCGUGGAGAGCCUCGUCACAGCUCUUGUGGACAUGUACCCCACCAUCUUCCGCAAGAAGAACCGCCGGGAGACCCUCAUCCUGCUGGUCUCCGUCCUCUCCUAUCUGGUCGGGUUGGUGAUGCUUACAGAGGGUGGGAUGUAUGUCUUCCAGCUCUUUGAUUACUAUGCUGCCAGUGGCAUGUGCCUGCUCUUUGUGGCCAUCUUCGAGACUCUCUGCAUCGCCUGGGUCUAUGGUGCCGAGCGCUUCUACGAUAACAUUGAAGAUAUGAUCGGCUACCGGCCAUGGCCCAUCAUCAAAUACUGUUGGCUUUUCAUCACCCCGGCAGUUUGCAUGGCAACCUUCCUGUUUUCUCUGAUCAAAUAUACCCCGCUGACUUACAACAAGAAGUAUGUGUACCCGUGGUGGGGAGACACCCUGGGCUGGCUGCUAGCCCUCUCCUCCAUGGUGUGCAUCCCUCUCUGGAUAGUCUACAAACUCUCCACCAUCAAAGGCUCCCUUAGAGAGAGGCUCCGUCAACUCACCUGCCCACUUGAGGACUUGCCUUCCAGGCCAGGCAUGGGACAUCCCCUUCCCUCCACCAGAGCUGGCCUCCUGAUGCUGACAGAGCUCGAAUCUCACUGCUAGGACCAGUGUGGCUCUCCCUCCCUCCCCCCAGGACGGUUUCUAUACAGCCUUUACCACCUGUUGGAUAAUGCAAGGAUUCUUCACUCGCCAAGGAGAGAGGGAUUUCGGGCCUGAGCUCCCUUCUCUGGAAGAUUUGAAGGGCUGAGGAAGAGGCUGCCGUGGAGAUGGUCUGCGUGGAGUUAGCAAUGCACCUUAAUCCUCUCCCUGGAGAGGGCUCUGAAUGGGCAGAUCAAGCACCGGUGUUCCUGAGCAUCCCCAGCAUUCUGGUGGGUAGAAAGGAAGGACUGAUCCUGGAGUGGAGAGUGUCAGAGAGCCACAGAGAUGCGGCUCCAGUGUGGACUUUGGGAGCGUUUCCAUUCAUUCCAUUAAAUCCUUGUUCUUCCCUUCUA
Molecule: messenger RNA, 3092 nt
Organism: Aquila chrysaetos chrysaetos
Lineage: Eukaryota; Metazoa; Chordata; Aves; Accipitriformes; Accipitridae
Gene: SLC6A13
Product: solute carrier family 6 member 13
Exons: 15
Coding region: 895-2703 (602 amino acids)
Biological process (GO): neurotransmitter transport; sodium ion transmembrane transport
Cellular component (GO): plasma membrane
Molecular function (GO): gamma-aminobutyric acid:sodium:chloride symporter activity
Source: RefSeq, a predicted model, not a curated record